AUGAGUCAGGAUGACAACACACAGUAUUCAGGAUUGGCUUUAAUGUUAGCCUCGGAAUACUUCACAGAUCAUCAGAAUAAAGAUGUCCGUCUAUUAGUAGCGUGUUGUAUAGCCGAUGUUUUCCGUGUCUUCGCUCCCGAGGCUCCGUUCAAUGAUAAUGACCAGUUAAAGGAUAUAUUUAUGUUUUUGAUUAAACAAUUACGUGGUUUAGAAGAUCCAGAAUCUCCUUCAUUUAAAAGAUAUUUUUAUUUAUUAGAGAAUUUAGCUUGGGUGAAAUCAUUUAAUAUUUGUAUUGAAUUAGAAGAUAAUCAGGAUAUAUUCCGAUCAUUGUUCAAGCUCAUGUUUUCUAUUGUUAGUGAGAAACAUUCAAGUAAAGUCAAGAAUUUUAUGUUAGAUAUGAUGUGUCCAUUAAUAUCAGAGUCUGAUACAGUAUCACCUGAAUUAUUAGAUACUAUAUUAAUUAAUGUUGUGGAACCUCAAAAGUCUCAAAAUAAAUGUGCAUAUGAUUUAGCAAGAGAAUUAUUAAAAAGAACAAGUAAUGCUAUAGAACCUUACAUACAAGCAUUUUUCAACAACACACUGAUGUUGGGUAAAACGUCCAAAAGUGAUGUAUCAAAUCAUUUAUAUGAUUUAAUUUACGAAUUAAACCAAAUAUCACCUAAUGUUUUAUUAGCUGUUUUACCACAGUUAGAGUUCAAAUUGAAGGUAAGUUUGAGUUGUAUCUGA
Molecule: messenger RNA, 726 nt
Organism: Lottia gigantea (owl limpet)
Lineage: Eukaryota; Metazoa; Mollusca; Gastropoda; Lottiidae
Exons: 5
Coding region: 1-726 (241 amino acids)
Biological process (GO): DNA repair; mitotic sister chromatid cohesion
Cellular component (GO): chromatin; nucleus
Source: RefSeq, a predicted model, not a curated record